Molecule: messenger RNA, 2808 nt
Organism: Coregonus clupeaformis (lake whitefish)
Lineage: Eukaryota; Metazoa; Chordata; Actinopteri; Salmoniformes; Salmonidae
Product: high affinity cGMP-specific 3',5'-cyclic phosphodiesterase 9A-like
Exons: 19
Coding region: 223-1803 (526 amino acids)
Biological process (GO): cGMP catabolic process
Molecular function (GO): 3',5'-cyclic-GMP phosphodiesterase activity
Source: RefSeq, a predicted model, not a curated record
AUUGCCAAAGUCCCCCAGGUUCUCCCAUCUCACUCUGUGUAUUAGUAGCAUCAGCAGCGCCGGGAAAGUUUAGAAGCUUCUCACGUCAGGGGAAAACGCCAUCGCUGACACAGGCUCUGAUCCUAGCCAUAUAGGCUCCUCUGCAGGAGGACGGGGGCUCCAAACCUUCCUCCUGCUGGAUUAGUGAGAGCGAGAGAGAGAGAGAAACAUAGAGGAAUCAGCAUGGGGUCCAGCUCCUCUUCCUAUGCCCCAAAAACCAUCUAUCUGGACGUGGAUGGCAAGGUUCAGAAGGUGGUUUUCAGUCGGCACUGCAGCCCAUGUGACAUCAAGGAGCUUCUUUGUUCCUCGUCCAACAUCCCCAGGAAUACUGCCAUCAUGAUGGUGGAUCCUGAAGGGGCCAUGGUGUCCAUAGACCCAACUAUGCCUACCAACUCUCCCAACUCCUUGUACAAAGUCAUUUCUUUGUCCACCGGUCAGCUAGGAGAUAGAGAAGACAUGUUUCAAAACGUGUUAUCUCAGGUGGCAGAGCAGUUCAGCAGGGCUUUCCGAAUCAACGAGCUGAAAACUGAGGUGACCAACAGACUUGCCAUGUUGGAGAAAAGAGUAGAGUUGGAGGGACUGAAGGUUGUGGAGAUUGAGAAGUGCAAAAAUGACCUAAAGAAACUACGAGAUGAGAUGACAUCCAGAGGAGGAGGGAGAGUUGGGAACUGUCCCUGCAAAUACAACUUCUCAGAUGACGGGAAGAAGCUUAAUCCCAGACGCGACGUCCCAAGUUAUCCAAAGUACACCUUAUCCCAGGAGACUAUUGAAGCACUGAAGAAGCCAACAUUCGAUGUCUGGCAUUGGGAACACAAUGAGAUGCUCAGCUGCUUGGAGUACAUGUACCACGACCUGGGACUGGUGAAGGAAUUCAACAUGAACCCCAUCACUCUCAAACGCUGGCUGCUGGGCAUUCAGGAGAACUAUCGCAGCAACCCGUUCCACAACUUCCGCCACUGCUUCUGUGUCAGUCAGAUGAUGUAUGGCAUGAUUAACCUGUGUAACCUGCCGGAGAAGAUGACUCUGACGGACAUGGGCAUUCUCAUGACAGCUGCAGUGUGCCACGACCUGGACCACCCCGGCUACAACAACACGUACCAGAUCAACGCUCGCACAGAGAUGGCCGUGCGUUACAACGAUAUAUCUCCCCUGGAGAACCAUCACUGCGCUGUGGCCUUCCAGAUCCUCUCACUGCCCGAGUGCAACAUAUUCGCCAACGUCGAAUUGGAGGCCUACAAGCAGAUCAGACAGGCCAUCAUUACCCUGAUCUUGGCCACAGACAUGGCCCGGCACGGAGAAAUAUUAGACUCCUUCAAGCAUAAAGUGGACAGCUUUGACUUCACCAAUGAGGAGCACGUCACAUGCCUGAAGAUGGUUUUGAUCAAAUGCUGUGACAUCUCCAACGAGGUCCGGCCUACAGAGGUGGCCGAACCCUGGGUGGACUGUCUGCUGGAGGAGUAUUUCAUGCAGAGUGACAGGGAGAAGACUGAAGGGCUGCCGGUGGCUCCGUUCAUGGACAGAGACAAAGUGACCAAGCCCACUGCCCAGAUCGGAUUCAUCAAGUUUGUCCUCAUCCCAAUGUUUGAGACAGUCAUGAAGCUCUUCCCCCAGAUUGAGGAGAUCAUGGUGCAGCCUCUGAGAGACUCUAGAGACCACUAUGAGGAGCUGAAGCAGAUCGAUGACGCCAUGACAGAGGGCUCUGGCUCUCGUUUUAUGAUCCAAAAAUUCAAAAAGGUCGUGGGUCGUCCUGAUCUGCGUCUUUGAAGACAAGAUGGAGGGUGAAAAGAGUUGUCUUCUACACACUGAACCAACCUCAGACUACAUGAAACCUCCUGGUUGAUCUCCACUGUUUUGUUAUGGACAUUACAGAAGGACAAUGGCUCUGUUUCAAUGUCCACACUAGCAUACCAUUUAGGAUGAAUUAAUGUAUCAGGGACAUUGGAAUUAUAGCCCAUGUGUGUUCUUGGUGUAGUUUGUAUUUUUAUUCAUUUUUACUGUAAUUUCUGAAAGCUAAUUGGUUAUUGUAGGUAUCAACGGCUGUGUUCAAACAGGCAGCCUAUUUCUGAUAUUUUUGCCCAAUUUUUUGCAAAAGAUAUGAUCUGAUUGGUCUAAAGACCAGAAAUUGGGCAAAAUAUCAGAAUUGGUCUGUCUUUGUAUGUGCAGCCUAUCAUAAUUUCUGAGUGACAGUUGGUCAUUGUAGGUAUCAACAUGCCAUAUUUUCUGCUUUCUGUUUUUAGUCACACUUGUUGAUGUUGCCUUUUACGGUAUAAUGAAUAACUAAGUUGUCUACUAGAACAUUCUCUUUUCCCUUUUCAGUUCUCCUAUUCAAAUGCAAAACUGUUUCUGAAACAGUUUGAAUAAAUUCACUCUUGAUUUAACCAUGUCAAGUCCACAGCAUAUUUUAACAUAAUUCUUAUUAUGAGGGUUAAGCAUUAUUCCAACAAAUUCAACAAAUUAUCCCCCAGUGUGUGCACUGAAUGAAUUUACAUAAAUUCAUAUUUUGAGGUUUGUGUAAUAGCACAUCCAUUGUUGUGCAAUAUAUUCAGUCAUAGAUACAUGUUGUAAGUUAUUACAAAAGUAUUUAAUUACAAUCUAAAAUGUUAUUACUGUAUUCUAUGUAUUUUUGCAUAGUACAUCCUACAUAAACUGUGCAAAAUACAGUACAGUUGUAAAAUAUAUAACAUCCUUUUAUACUAAAUUUGUCACCUAGUAAUAAACUCCCCCAGUAUUUUGAAAAGUCACAGGUUAUUAAAAAGAGACCAACAUGUA